This is a messenger RNA of Paramacrobiotus metropolitanus, 2188 nucleotides long. RefSeq lists its product as uncharacterized. The coding region runs from base 149 to 1474 and encodes 441 amino acids. NCBI's taxonomy places the organism in Eukaryota, Metazoa, Tardigrada, Eutardigrada, Parachela, Macrobiotidae. The transcript is spliced from 3 exons. The record is from RefSeq and is a predicted model, not a curated record.
UUCCAGAUAUAAGGCUUAAAGCUCUAUAGUGUAAGCCACAAUAUCUGCUGCCAGUUUGCUUUUUGCCAUCCGCCUGUUUCCAUUUGAAAGACGUUUGUUUAUCAGAUACAUAAUCAAAAUUCCCUAAUCAGCUACUUGAACUGCCGAAAUGGCCAGCCAGCGUCCCACAAAGAAGUCGACAAAAUCGCGCUUCGAUCGCUGGAUACGCAAGUCCUGGGAAGAGUUGUCGCUCACUCCACGACGCAAAGACGCUCCCCAAACAGACGAUGCCGAAGGUGCUCAUACAACGUUACUCAGCGCUCCCCCGUCCUCUGCCGAUCAGGGCUCUAGCAUCGACGACAACAAUUGCGGACAAAUUCUGGGAAAAACUCUGCAACCAGUUGUGUACGAAGUCAUAGAGGAGCAGUUCAUUCUGGGUUAUCUGUGCGACGUAGACAGGGAAAGAGAGCGCGUCCUGGUGGAUUUCGACUGUUACGGCAACCCACCCUUGUGGCUGCCCGCCGCGAAUGUGCAGAAGAAUCGUCCACUAGAUAGUUGGGAUCUCCGCUACCAAAAAACGGUUGAAGCCGCUGUGCGGUUGGAAUCCGACCAACCCUAUGUAUUUUAUCCAGCGCGCAUUAUUUCUCACCAUGACCGGCAGGACGGCGGCAUGAGUCCGAUUUGUGUAGAACUGACACCUGCGGGCGGCGAUGUACCCAUUCGGAAAUUUGUCUAUCCGCUCCAGCUGCGCAUUGUGUGGAAUUUUCAGCUCAGCGCGUACGCUCUCGAAAGACGCUCGGUACUUAGAUGCUGUCAUCAGCUUUUAAAACAAACAGCGCCCCUCGAUUUUGGGCCGGAUGCCGAAGGCAUUGAUCUGCAGCGGUUGUUGGAGGCGUUCAACGAAACUCCGCGGAUAAAAGUGGUACGGCUAUGGCUGGACACCCAGUGCGUUCACUGUGUCUAUACGAAACGAGGAAAGGGUGUUUUCAGUGAGACGUACUUGAAAAUUCUAGUUCAAAAAUCGCGGUGUCACGUGAUGGCGCCCGAGAAACUUGUGGACUUCAAUAUGCUUGGUGCCCAUCGGGACAGUUCUUUGGUAAAGCUGCCGUAUGAAGUGUUGGAGAGGACCGUGCUGGCAAUCCAGGACAUCCACAGCGUGGUUAGCGCUCGAAAAGUGUGCAAAUGCUGGCACGACAUUCUCGGUCGAAAUGGCAUUAACCAACAUGUCGCUAUCGACCUGACCAAUUUGCUGCCCGAAUCCUCCAACGGCCCGGAGCGAAAUUAUAACCGCACUCAUCUUAUAAACAUCCUCGACACUAUCGUGAAUACAAAGACCGUGUCGCUGACGCUGAUAAACGGCGAUCUAAGUAUGGAAUUCGGCAUGUACAUCUUUGGGUUUCUGUCGAUUAAAGUAACGCGUUUGCAAAUAAUCUUCCUGAAGAAUGUAGUAUUGUCAUACGCCGUGGCAUUGAACUAUGAGAAAAUUGAACUAUGAGAAAAAGCGGCUGGAGUGGGCCAAUCUCAGUCAUCUAAUGCAAGCCUGCCGCGUACUGCAUCUGCGCAACGCCAUCGUUCCUUCCCUCUUCGGCUCCAUCGCCGGAGUGUUUUCCGUGCCGGCCGAAUCUCGGUUGGACAUCGACGGUUUUGUGGAGAAACUCGUGCUGGACUGCACGCUUGAUGAAGCCGAUCGGAUGCAACAUUUUGUGAAGGCUUUAGACGCUAGUUGCCCCGCGUUCACGGAUUGCGAGAGAAAACACACUGACGAAUCCUACCGUUCGACACUUUCGCGUGCCGAAUAUCCGCUACGAAACCAGCUCCUCAUGAUCCAGCUGCUGAAUCAAGCGAUAACCGGACAAAUGCAACCACCGUUGUCCAGACUCGCCGCCUAUGCCUUCCGUUGCUCUUAUCCCACGGAGUCAUCCCCCAGCUUCGUCUCUGGCAGCCGUCAUCUUUCCCGCCCAACGUAACGUGAUACGAGUCACAUAGAUGGAGCAUUCCGGAAUUAAAAGCAGUUUUGUUUACCUAGUGCAGUUUAAUAAUGCCCUCUUUGGGUAUCACGGUCAUUCUGCCUUAUCAGCAAUCGAUGUUUUGUUGUAAGCGCGCCCGCAUUCUGUGCAGGAUUGCCGUAGGACAUCAGCGCAGCGGAUAAAUUCAUCGACUCCAGCGCAACAAAUUUUUGAAGUUUCUGCCAAUGUAUAGUUUUUCAAGA